ACGCAACUCCUCUCUGUCCUCGCGAGGAUCAGUGUCUCUGGAAGCAAGCACCCCGCCCUUGCCUCAGAAUGAUUCUUCACGCACGAACACUUUGGUCGUCACCCAGAUGCCGCGCGCUUUCUUUGAGCCCGCCGUCCUAUACGCUUUGCGACAGUAUUUCGACGGCUUCGGCGAGAUUCAUACGUGGGCUCCGCUGAAGGCCUUCGGAAGGGUACUCGUCAUCUACUAUGAUGAAGAGGCCGUCGAACUUGCUAAAGAGAGCUCUGAUGGUCUCUUCAUCGACGCCGCAGACUUUCACCCUGGCGUGACGCUGCGCGUCUUUCGUGCUGACCCCACGCCCCUCGACCAGCUCGAUAAUCCUGAUCUUCUCCGUCCCCCACGACUCGAGAAGAACUUUCUUAUCUCCCCACCCGGCUCUCCCCCGGUGGGCUGGGAGCAGAUCCAGGAAGAUGCCCCGAACAGUUCUCCCCUCGCAGAUGACAUCAUUGCUGCGUUGAAGAAGCUACAGGUCGAGCGCGAGGAUAAGAGCAGCGCUGAGAUGCUGAUAGAACACGAGAAUGACGAGGGGAUCGCCAUAUUCGUCGAGGACUGUGACGCUGACGUUGGCGAUCAAACGGCUGAACAGCCCCCUGAAGAUGAUGAAACUGAGUGGAUUUAUGGCCAAACUCGCCGACAGUUCAAGCCGGCACCUGCGGCGCUACCACCUCCUACCGCUAUGCCACCACUCCCGGCCCAUGCAUAAGACUGUUUGUCUUCUCAUCGCUCGUCUCCAACUGUCAUCGCCACAUGAAUGUUUCCCACUCCCCGGACCUAGGAUUAAUACUAUUCUUCGGACUCGAUCGCCAUCGGAAGGACUCUAUGCACACUCAUACCCUACCUGUACCACUAUGCUAUGUAUGAUAUAGACUGGAACUUGC
This is a messenger RNA of Phanerochaete carnosa HHB-10118-sp, 917 nucleotides long. RefSeq lists its product as uncharacterized. Gene Ontology annotation, molecular function: calcium-dependent protein serine/threonine phosphatase regulator activity; nucleic acid binding. The transcript is spliced from 4 exons. The coding region runs from base 107 to 742 and encodes 211 amino acids. Gene Ontology annotation, cellular component: nucleus; cytoplasm. Gene Ontology annotation, biological process: calcium-mediated signaling. NCBI's taxonomy places the organism in Eukaryota, Fungi, Basidiomycota, Agaricomycetes, Polyporales, Phanerochaetaceae. The record is from RefSeq and is a predicted model, not a curated record.